Cydia fagiglandana is the source of this 5995-nucleotide messenger RNA. RefSeq names its product synapse-associated protein of 47 kDa (gene Sap47). Bases 215 to 1210 code for a protein of 331 amino acids. Gene Ontology annotation, cellular component: synapse; Golgi apparatus; nucleus. Lineage: Eukaryota; Metazoa; Arthropoda; Insecta; Lepidoptera; Tortricidae. Gene Ontology annotation, biological process: TORC2 signaling; regulation of short-term neuronal synaptic plasticity. The record is from RefSeq and is a predicted model, not a curated record. The transcript is spliced from 9 exons.
CGUAUAGCGCAAAAGCGCAAGUUUUCAUGCGCAGUGAAAACCCGUCGAAUUUUCCUGGUCGAUCGUGGUUCCCUUUAGUUUUUCAGCUGAUCGCGCUUUCCACGGCCGUGUCGCAGACUGUCCCGGUGUGUCAUGUGCGAAACUGUCGCAGCGUAGUGAAAUAGUCGAGUGUUUGUGAUUUGUGUAGUUUUCGGGUUAGCUAGUGGCAGUGAAAAUGUUUUCAGGACUUACUAAUCAGGUUAGUUCGUGGAUGGGGGCCGCGAAAGGGGAGCCCCAGGACGAGGAAGUCCCGACCCCCACGAAGGAAGCGACGGGGGAGCCGACGGCGGAAGGCGAAAGACAGAGCCCAACAAAGGGAGCCAGCAAACUCGAGCUCCUCACAAAUGUACAGUCCAAAAUGACUGGAUGGCUUGGAUCCGGAAUCCCAAUCCCCGGUCUCCGGAAAAACGAGGCCGCCACCGACGUCGCCGAGCCGGCUCCGGAGCCCGCAGAGCCCGCGGAGCCCAAGCCGGAGAAGGACGAUGAUGAUAACUCUAGGUAUAAUAGCGCUACCGGAGGCGCAGACAGCAGACCCGGGUCCACAGGCGGCACCCCUACCGAGGAGCAGCCUCAGGGUGUUGGUAAUGAAACCUCCGGCAAAAAGUUGUUGUCGAUUGACGCCAUCGAAGUACCCGAUAUGCAGGAGCUGACGACGAAGGCCGUGGCCGGGGCCAAGUCCCUCGGGAACUUCCUGUACUCGGCCGUCAACAAGGCGGGCGCCAAGGUCAGCGAGGCCAGCGCCAAGAUCAAGAAGACCGUCGAGGAAAACAGCAUCUUGGGCGAGUUCAACAAGGAGCAAGACGCGUUCAUCAAGGGGCAGGCGGGCGCCGGCGCCGCGGCCGUCGCGCCGUGGGUCGGAGCGCCCAACGAGGCCGCGCUCAAGGAGGAAUGCCUCUCGUUGUCCACUGACCGGAGGAACUUCGUGCGCGCGCCGCCCGCCGGCGUGGAGUUCGAGUUCGACUACGACAAGAUGUACCCCGUGGCCACCGCCAUCAUGGCCGAGGACUCCAACCUAGAGAAGAUGCGCUUCGACCUAGUGCCUAAAGUCAUCACGGAGGAGAACUUCUGGCGGAACUACUUCUACCGCCUGUCCCUGAUCUGCCAGGCCAACGAGGCGGACGCGGUGGCCGCCGGCUCUCGUCAGGCCAGCGCCGACGACUCCCAGGCUUAAGCAACGCAUGGACUACGGGGCAUCACUUAUAACACCAUUGCACGGUUCUUAUUCACUAUAGGCUCUAUAUAUGACAAGUAUAUACACAUUAGUGUUACUCUGUACCAGCCAGUCCGUAAGAUUUGCCGGGGAUCAUAUCUCUAUUUAUGUUUAUUUAUAUCAUCGUAUCUUUUAAAGCAUACAUUUAUUUGAGGUUAGGGUUGUCACUGAUGCGGGUUUUUGCAUAAUGAUGGAAUCGAAAAGACAAUGAGCCUGGAAAACAAUUGCCAGGGAACGCGAUGUAAAUUAAAAAAAAUGCUUGCGUUUUUCACGUUGUGUCAAAAUAGCGUCACCUUUGAUCUGGCUCUGGCAAUGAUAAGAUCUAGCCGAGACAAGGUGAAAAUAUAGAUUUAUAAGUGACAACCCUGACUUGGUACUGACUGGGUGUACCCUAAAAGCUAAACGUUGACUCCAAAGUCAUCUAGAUUCGUUUAGACUAUUUAAAAUGUCUAAUUAAUGAUAAAUCAGUUUCAGAUCUGUAUACAGCAUUUUAUGAAGGCUUAAUAUAUAGGCCGGUACGGUAGUAUGUUUGAGAUAGGAAUUGGUGUACCAUCGUUAAACAUUAACUGACAAUUCAUAAAUCUUAUGCUAAGGUAAUUCCAUCUGAAGACAAGAAUGUUGGACAGAGAAAAUGUACUGGAGUCUUGUAGCAAUGCUUUUAGUUAAACCUAGUCAGUGGUACGGGCCUAAGAAGAGCUAGGAAUGAAUAGAACCGGCAAUCCAGUCGAGGCUUCGAGGCCAAGUGUACAGCGAUGUUAGGCUCUUCUCGUGUAAGUUCGGUUAGGUCGAAUAAUGCCAUUAGUACAGUCAACAUUUCGGGGCCAUAUCGUACUUUAUUAUAAAACAAGGAGGCUAUAUAAAGAGGAAGAAUUUCGUACAUUAAAAUACUAAAUUCUUCGUGCUUAUGGUAGCCUUACUUUAGUUACGGUCAUAUCUAUGAGAGCGCUCAUAAGAGUCAUAAGUUUCGUGUUGUAUGUCAUUGUGACAAGUACAGAGUGGCCGAGUAUUUUAAUUGGUUUUAGAGAUGUAAUAUGUGUUAUUAUUGUUUUAUUAUCAUCAAACCGCGGUCAAUUUAAUUUUUAAAUACCACUCUGACAACAAUAAAGAUUUUCUAUUCGUAAAUUGUAAAGUUAUUAUUACAAACACAAUAAGGGCGGCGUGUAUGUAUUAAUGACUUUAUUUUUAGGAUGAAACGUUGAAAUCAUUAACUCGGGGGAAAUAUAUUUACUGGAGUUAUUAAAAUAACUGAAAUUUUAUAUGUUAAUAAAUUAAGAUAGGGUUUACGCACAGUUACUUUUGAUAUAAUUUCGGACUCUUCAAUUUAUAUUAGUCUGAUAUAUCGUGUAUAUUGUAUCGUUAUUAUGAUAACCAUACUGUGGAAAUGUUUAAAUGCACUUUAGUGUAGAUAUUUUGAGCCACACGUAAAAAAAACCAUAUAACUGCGAAAACAGCAAGAUGGCAUUAUUCAAUCGAACCACUAUCACUGUUUCACUGUUAAUCCUAUCACACUAUGAUUUAUGCAUAUAUAAAGAAAAUAUUGCUCUUCGAUUGUUUAUAUAAUAUAAUAUAUCAGCUCCAUAUCUCACCGUUGUUAUUUAUCAUCAUAUAUAAUGAAUGUUAUGACAAUAUCGCUUGUCCCGCUGGACGUAACUGUAUAUAUUGUCGUGUCUUUAUAUAUCACCUGUUGUAUCACAUUAAAUAUAUAACUAGGUCUGUAUUUCAAUAGCUAUAUAAAAAAAACUUACAUAAAAUUUUAAAAAAAGCUAUUGAGGUAUUCGAACUGUAUACUUGUCUAUCAAAUUUUCAAUGGAACAUAUUUUAAUGUCUACUGAAUGUUAUAUAUAUGUCUAAGUAUUAUUAAUUCUUGUACUAAGAUUCUAUAGCUCCGUCACAGUUUAGUACCGCUCAGUAGCCUCCUAAGUCCCGAUGUCCUUUUGAAAGGACGAAGUCAAAUCAAAUUUUGAACUGUACUGGAAUUGUAGAAGGUUCCAAAUUUAAAACUCCAAAAAUGACUCCGGGUCUAAGGAGGGUAGUUCGACUAAGUUUAUGGUUUUGACAUUGCUACCCGAUUUUAAACUUUAUCUACAUCGCUUCAAAGUCUGUUUUGCAUUGACGUGUGCUUUUUUGUUUCGCUUGCAUUUCUCAAAGUUGGUCUGAUUUCAACGUGUAGCAAUGUUGAAACUUUAUUUUUUGUAAAUAUGAAGUGUUGUCAGUUUUUCGAAUGGAUCGCAUUCCAGCCCAGACAUUAAGAAGGGUCACUUUCGCACGCUUGUCUCUCUCUAACACUUCAGAAUACUCGUAUUGUGGCCCUAACAAUCCAACAGUCUCCUUCCAUCUCUUUCACUCGAUUAUAACAAGAGCGAUAGAGAUAUAGAUAGACGGUCGAAUUGUGGAAAUAGGAUGAGUGAAAUAAUUCUAAAGUUCUAUGAGAUGGAGAUGCGCGCGAAAGUUACCCGUCGUAUAGCCGCGACAUAUCACUUAUGUGACAGUCAAUUAAAAAAAAAACUGCCUCUACAAUUUCAAGGAUACAAAACUGAGCUGGCAACACACUCUUCCGUGUUUGUUUUGUAAUAAAAUAUUUACAAUUAGACUAGGUCGUUACAUUGUAUCUGAGAUAUCCAGUGUAAUUAAAUUUGUGUAGAAUAGUUGAUAUUGAAGUAAUAAAAUCAUCUAUUUAUAAUAGUUAUAAGGACGGGGGCAGUUGGGGCACUACUUUUUCCCUUUUCUUUAAUUGUAGUAAAUUCACCAAAAUAAAUUGAUCAAAUAACUUUAAACACAUAACUUAACUUAAUAUUACUAUAAUUUUCUAAUAUAAAAACUGAUAUAGUGAGAGCAUAAGUUAAAUGCGUGAAAUUGAACGGAUUUUUAAAAACAUCACUAUAGACAUAUAGACACCCUGAAUUUCUAAAUUUUAAUAGCGACAUCAUGACGUUAGGAUUGCCUCAUCUACCCUAUGCUACAGGGUUGUCGAAUCAAUGUAAGAAUUGUAUAAGGUAGACACCUUAUUAAUAAUAAGACCAUUACGUUUAUGUAAUUAUUGAUUGAAUGAACAUUUAUUUGUCAUAGAUCAUUAUCGAUAUUAGUGUGGCCCCCAGCGCCCCCUGGUGUCCGCAAAGAGAAGUUACGAGCACUGGCCUACGUUCCCUCGCAGCAGUUACCCGAGCCUAAACGCGAUUACAGCGAGUUGACAGGUGGAAGGCCGAGCGAAGCGGGGCCGGGGCUUAGAGUAAGGGUUUCCCUAAAUAUAAGUGUAAGGGUUACAGCUGUAUGUCAGUUACUUCAUUGAAAGAUUUCGACUUCGAAAUUAGAAUAAAAAUGUGUUAAACGUACUUUAAAAACGAAUCACUUACAAGUACAUACAAACAGUUGUCAAUUUGGUUUAACAGUAUGAAAGAAUUAUUUAUUAUGGUGCGUGUUUUGGAUGAAAAUGGCUGAAAUUUGGAUGAAAUUCGUUUAGUUGAUUAAAUCUAUUUCACCUGCAUUUGAUGAACUUGUAAUAAAACGAAUUCGAACGAUUGUUGUAACAAUUUAUGUUACAGCGUGACAACCCUAUGCUACAGGCUUAAGAACGUGUAUGCAAUUAAAAAUGAUGACGUCACUAAGUGAGCGAGCUAUGGCAACUUUUCAACCGCUCGCCCCUCCACAUGUCAAACUCGUCAAAAAUUAUAAAGUGUCUUUAUAUGUAACUAAAUAAUCUGGCUGUUGUGUGUUUUGGAUCUUCGCCGUUGUCAUUAUAUUAAAAAAUAAUAAUUUUAUAGCGUUCGGUUAUCCGCUCUUCCAUGACAAUCACGCAGGGGGGAAAUUGUUGUAACUACAAAAAAAUAUACGUUCAUAAAAUUCCAAUUUUUAUUUAAUAAGUGCAGGCUGGAGUGGGACUGGGCAGGUCACGUCUGUCGCAUGCAUCCGGAUAGGUGGGCUAAGGACUAAAGUGGAUGUCGCAACAUAAGUAAGCGCGGACGUGGCAGGCCCAGACGGAGAUGGCGGGACGACUUAGACCUUCACCCUACACCUUCUUUAAUAAUUACCCGGAAAAAGCUCAACAACGGGAGUCGUAGAAAUCAAGGGGAGAGGCCUUUGCCCAGCAUUGGGACACUAUAACAGGCUAUUAAAAUAAUAGAAUGAAGUGCAGUUUAGUCAACAGUUGUUUAAUCAGCUACUGAUGAACUGCAAAAUCUGUUUGCUGAUUUCAAAAUGUCGGAUGUGUUCAAUGUUAAUAAAUGGUAAUGUUAGCAUUUCCAUUGCUUGGUGGCGCUACUGAAAAGCCUGGAUAGAAGUUUACACUGGAACUCCUUGAUUUUUUUUUAAAUAUGAACAAAGAAGAAUGAACUCUAUUAACCCAAAAAAUGGUUUGAAUUCCAGUGGCUUAAACUGAGUAUGGUGGGCAGGAUACGAGGAUAAUAAAAAGCUGAAUAGUUUUCCUGUACUUCGUCAAUGUCAAACGAAGAUUGAUGAAGUGAAGUGACGGGGAAUCAAAUAAAAGUAACGUUUACGGAUAUUUGCCUUCAUAUAAUUUCCCAAAGGUUUAGUACUGAAGUGAAGUGUUAUCUGAAGUAAGUAAGAGUACAGCAAUUUCCCCCUCCCAUGCAGUAGUACGUUAUUUAGUUUCUAAACGACUUGGAAGUGUAAUUUAGACACUAGAGUAAUUGACUAUCAGUACAUGAACCAUGUUUAGAACAACGUAAAAGUUAUGAAAUUGGCAUUGUAGUUAGUUAUUAUGAAUUGAAAUAAUUAUAUUAUUCUAAAAUA